Messenger RNA from Periophthalmus magnuspinnatus, 2900 nucleotides. It is a transcript of the gene troap, whose product is annotated as trophinin associated protein. The transcript has 16 exons. The record is from RefSeq and is a predicted model, not a curated record. The coding region runs from base 388 to 2379 and encodes 663 amino acids. Lineage: Eukaryota; Metazoa; Chordata; Actinopteri; Gobiiformes; Gobiidae.
UGUUGUCUCUUUACAGUUCUGACAUCCACUGCAAAACUAUAAAACCAAAGACUUUGUAAUGCGUCUAAGGAUAAAUAAGUGAGCCUGAUGAAACGGGUCGCGGCAAACCCCUCGUUGUCACGUGGUACGCUACUUUUCGCGUCGUUGCCAUAGAGCUGUUUAUUCGACUCGGCUGCUGAUUGGCUGAGAGCAACUCUUUCGGCCAAUCACAAAGCGCGCUUUUUACAAACUGUUGCAGGUUCAGGAAGUUGACAGGGCGCUGUGCUGCUCGGGGAUCUUUAUCAGUCAGUGAGCUUUAAAUGUCCACAACCCUCUUUGCAGUAACAAGGUUUGAGAGUCUACUUUACCGCGUUUCACACCAACAUCUCUGACCUCCUGUUCUAAAACAUGGACCCCUCUUCUGUGCUUAGACAACAAAGUCAGAACACAAUCCUGAGAACAAUGAAUGAACAAAAUAAAAUGGCAGCAGACCCAAAAUCAUCCAAAUGUUUGCCCCUGCACCCGUCGCAAAAUAAUUUAGAGAAUCAAGACCCAGGAAGGUCUGGCCAGGUUCGCCCAUCCCAUCUUCGUCCAGCUGUGAGCAGGCUCCCAGUCUUGGCGAAGUCACUUCAUCUUAAGACUCCAAAUGAGUUUACACAGUCCCAUAGUAAAUGGGAAGAUAAACCCCUGCCUGGGAAGGCAAAAACAAAAAAGCCAUGCACCAGGCCAGUACCAUUCAACUUGUCCCAACCAAAAGCCUCAAGAUUUCCAUCAGAAAAUCAUCCACCUAAUAAAAUGAAUUCAGCAAGAACCCAUAAGCUUGACAAAAAUGUCUGUUCUUCUCAGUUUAAAACAACAAACAGAAACUUACAACAUUCAACUACCUUAGAAGAAAAUGUUAAGUCCACAAAGAUGAUAAAAAAUGCAUCACAGCCACUGGGAAAAUCAAGGCCGCUUCACUCUCACAAGACUUCAGCGAGUGUGUCCAAACCUGGGUCAUUUACUCUAAACUCUAAAGAGAAUAGUGCUACCGCCUCCGAACAAGCGGCUUCUGCUGCUGAUGCCUGUUCACAAAACAUGAACUUGCUCAGCCUAAAAGACACAUCCACCAUUUUAAAAGAAGGUGACAAAGUGGACAACUUCCAGCAUGAUCAUGCAGCUUUGCUUAGCAUUCUUCGCAAUGAGGGAGUGUCCUCUACUAUGACCCCACAGUCCAAACCAUACAACUAUUUGCCCCAGCGUGUAUCUGUAAUGAAAAGUCACCAGAAAGUGGAACCCAAUCCAGGUCCCAUGAAAUCAGGGCAAUUUUUCCCAGACCACAGGGCUUUGCAGAGCAUCCUGAAGAAUGAAGGAGUGAAGGCUGGGGCUCCAUCAGACAGAGCCCCUUCCAUUUACACACCCAUGAGAGUGCCAGUUAAAAACAAUGGUGUUGACACUGGAGCUGGACUCACUGGUACAUCUGUGAAAACGGUGCAGUUUACUCCAGAUGCUGCUGCUCUUCAGAGUAUCCUACAGAACGAAGGAGUGAAAGCUGUGGGCCCUGAAGGUGCUACUCCAAGAAACUCUGCAUCAAUAUACAUGGCUCAAAGAGUGCCUGUCAAGAAAAAUCUUGUAGAACCAAGUGCAGCAUUAAUGGUGACAGCCCUCAAACAAACUCCUGGCCAGAAAUGGACCCCACAGAGAGUGACCAGGCACCAGCCCAUGUCAGCUAUGAAGUGGCAUACAUCAUCAAAGCAGUCACCAUAUGCCACUAUUCCAAGAUUAAGGGGCUAUAAUGCAAACCUUUGCACAAAACAGGAGGAUGUUGUGCAGAAAUUGUUUGUUGAAGAUGAACAGACCACAGAUGAAGUUACCAUCCCUUCAACAGAGUUACUUCAAGACCAGACCAACUGUAAAGAUAAAUUGCACAGCCCUGUCAAAAAUGAGGAAAAUGAAGAUGGUUCGAUGAAGGAAGACGAGCAGGUUGUGGGACCAUUUCUUCCAGCUCCAGAGCGAGAGUCAGUCAUUUUCUUUUCUGCGGGUAAAAAACUGUUCAGAGACUCCCGCUUUAAGAAACCAGAGACAACAAGCCAUAAACAGUAUGGCCCAGAAGAGGCACUACCUGUGCUACUACAAAGCUGCCACAGUCAGACUGUAACCAAAGAUUUCCUGACUCUGAAGACUGGCGUUAUGAAUCCAACUGUGGCCAUGCUGCGAAAGCACUUCCCUCCAUUAGAAGAGCUGCGGUUGGAUGAGGAGGUGGCCACCUACACCUCUGUGUCUGUCCCAACUGUGUCUGGGUUCCACCCCCCUCGAUCCCGCUGUAGAAACCCUUUGGCCACAAUGCUACACUUUGAAGACUCCACUAGAUUUGUACCCAUCUGUCUUGACAUGUCACCAGACUCCCCUCAUGAGAGGUGAUUGCACUAAUAUGCUGUUGUAUACUACUGAUAAUAUGUACAGUAAAAUGUUUUUUCACUAAUGAACUGUUUCACUGUGCAUUAAAACCUAAUAAGGUCAAGCAAUGAAAAUGCCUUAAAGUCCUCUAGACACAAUUGCGCACCUAUUACAUUUAGUGAAGGUAGACCUCGUGGACAUUAAAAUCUGUAUUAAAACUUUUAAGCCAUAUGCCAGUUAUUGUGAGAAAUGGGGACUUUCACUGUCUCAAAGCAAGUCCAGGAAAUGCUAUUGUAGUCAGAUGUUAUUUUCACAAAAUCUUUUAACAUUAUGUGUACUUGGAUUUCAAGUAAAUGGAAAAUCUACGAUAUAAGGACUGAACAUUUUGUGAAGAAGAGCCAGGACUUGAUCAGUGUUAAGUAAAUGUAGAUGAAAUACAUGGCCUAGGAAGCAUUUUAAAAGAAAGCUAAGCUAUUGUAAAGCGUAAAAUCAAAUGAAUGUUGUUACUAAAUAUAGUGUUUAUAAUAAAUGUUUAUAUGGAGAUC